Nymphaea colorata (pocket water lily) is the source of this 1954-nucleotide messenger RNA. Its product is annotated as auxin transporter-like protein 3. The record is from RefSeq and is a predicted model, not a curated record. NCBI's taxonomy places the organism in Eukaryota, Viridiplantae, Streptophyta, Magnoliopsida, Nymphaeales, Nymphaeaceae. The coding region runs from base 75 to 1553 and encodes 492 amino acids. The transcript is spliced from 7 exons. Gene Ontology annotation, cellular component: plasma membrane.
ACCUCGCUCUCCAGAAACUCUCGGGGCAUUCAAAUCCGGCUUUGCUGUGAAGUCACCUGCUAUCGACCGGAAAGAUGGAUACAGACAAGGUGGAGACGGUGGUGGCCGGCAACUAUGUGGAGAUGGAAACAGAAGGGAAGCCCAAAACCAUGAAGAGCAGGCUUUCCGGCCUCUUCUGGCAUGGUGGUUCCGUCUAUGAUGCAUGGUUCAGCUGUGCUUCCAAUCAGGUGGCACAGGUGCUGCUCACGUUGCCUUACUCUUUCUCUCAACUAGGAAUGGCCUCAGGCAUCGUAUUGCAACUGUUUUAUGGAUUGUUAGGUAGUUGGACAGCAUAUCUUAUCAGCAUCCUUUAUCUGGAGUACAGAACUAGGAAGGAGAGAGAGAAAGUCGACUUCAGGAAUCAUGUCAUUCAGUGGUUUGAAGUUCUUGAUGGGCUCUUGGGGAAGCAGUGGAGAAACUUGGGUCUCGCGUUCAACUGUACUUUCCUUCUGUUUGGAUCAGUAAUCCAACUCAUAGCUUGUGCGAGUAACAUUUACUACAUUAAUGACAAUCUUGACAAGAGGACAUGGACAUACAUUUUUGGAGCAUGCUGCGCUACUACGGUCUUCGUCCCGUCUUUCCACAACUACAGAAUCUGGUCCUUCCUUGGCCUAGUGAUGACUACCUACACGUCUUGGUACCUGACUAUAGCUGCCCUUCUUCACGGACAGGUUGAAGGAGUGGAGCACUCUGGUCCAACAAAGCUGGUUCUCUACUUCACCGGCGCGACCAACAUUCUGUACACAUUCGGAGGCCAUGCCGUUACUGUGGAGAUCAUGCACGCUAUGUGGAAGCCCCAGAAGUUCAAAAGCAUAUAUCUGCUGGCCACUGUGUAUGUGCUGACACUGACGCUGCCAUCUGCAGUGGCUGUGUAUUGGGCAUUUGGGGACAUGCUCCUGAACCACUCCAACGCCUUCGCUUUGCUUCCCAGGACGGGAUUCAGAGAUGCAGCUGUCGUUCUGAUGCUCAUUCAUCAGUUCAUAACGUUCGGGUUCGCAUGCACGCCUCUGUACUUCGUGUGGGAGAAAGUGAUCGGGAUGCACGAGACGAAGAGCAUGUGCAGGCGCGCCCUGGCGAGGCUGCCGGUGGUCGUCCCCAUCUGGUUCCUCGCCAUCAUCUUCCCCUUCUUCGGCCCCAUCAACUCCGCCGUCGGCUCCCUCCUCGUCUCCUUCACCGUCUACAUCAUCCCCGCCGUCGCCCACAUGCUCACCUUCCGGUCCGCCGCCGCCCGCGAGAACGCCGUCGAGAGACCCCCCCGGUUCAUGGGCGGGUGGACGGGCAGCUACCUGCUCAACGCCUUCGUGGUGGGCUGGGUUCUGGUGGUGGGCUUCGGCUUCGGCGGCUGGGCCAGCAUGACCAACUUCGUCCACCAGGUCAACACCUUCGGCCUCUUCACCAAGUGCUACCAGUGCCCUCCACCCAAACAGCAGCAGCAGAGCUUGCUGCCCCCUUCCAAUGCAACAGCCAUGGCGUCGGCGCCUGCCCCUGCUGCCUAUCACAAACACCACCAUUGAAUUUCAACCUUAGCUUUUUCUGUUUUUUUUUUUCUCUCUUUUACACAUCUUCCUCCUUUUUUCUUCUUCAAUUUUGCUUUUCUGUACUGUCACGUCGCUUUUGGUGAUGAAGAUGGUAAUGAUGGAAUUGAUCAUGGAACUGGAAAGAGGGGAAAGAAGAGAAGAGUGGGGAGAGAAAGUAGAGGAAAGGCUUCAGAAUGGGGGGAAGAAGUAUGACAUCACGUGAAUGAUUUCUGCCUGGUGGGGAGUCUAUAAAAAGAAAAGAAAAAUGAAAAGAGCUGUGUGCUGAAGUGAUAGGUCAUGCUCGACUCCACAGCGCUUCUUUUUCUUCCAUGUUCUCGUUUCGCUUUUUCAACUGCCAUUGUUACAGCAGCAAGGCAAUGUUAGGUUUGUUAACUAUA